Coffea eugenioides is the source of this 2465-nucleotide messenger RNA. Its product is annotated as pentatricopeptide repeat-containing protein At3g49710. Gene Ontology annotation, biological process: RNA modification. Lineage: Eukaryota; Viridiplantae; Streptophyta; Magnoliopsida; Gentianales; Rubiaceae. The record is from RefSeq and is a predicted model, not a curated record. The coding region runs from base 1 to 2136 and encodes 711 amino acids. Gene Ontology annotation, molecular function: zinc ion binding; RNA binding; protein binding. The transcript has a single exon.
AUGAACCAAACGUCAUGGAGCCUAGUUCAACAGUUCCGCCAACUUUUGAAGACAUGCAUAAUUCAAAGAGACCUCUUAACGGGAAAGUCUCUCCACGCUCUUUUCAUCAAGUCCCUUAUACCACCUUCGACCUACCUAUCCAAUCACUUCAUCACCCUCUACUCCAAAUGCGGCCUACUCUCCGACGCCCGCAAGGCUUUCGACACCACCGCCAACCCAAAUGUUUUCUCCUUCAACGCCAUUAUAGCUGCUUAUGCCAAAGAGUCUCUGGCCCACUUCGCUCACCAACUGUUCGACCAGAUUCCCCAGCCUGAUCUGGUUUCCUAUAAUACUCUCAUCUCUGCCUAUGCUGACCGCGGGGAUACCCUGCCUGCCCUUCAACUCUUUAGGCGUAUUAGGCUUAUGGGUUUGGAUAUGGAUGGCUUCACAUUCUCUGCGGCAGUCAAUGCUGCUUCUGAUAACAACAGUUUGAUUCAGCAGCUGCACUGCUUGGCUGUUUUGGGUGGGUUUGAUUCAUAUGCUUCUGUAAACAAUACUUUAAUUACGUGGUACGGUAAAAAUGGCUUCAUAGAUGAGGCCAAGAAGGUAUUUUAUGGGAUGGAAGAAAUUAAAGAUGAGGUGUCUUGGAAUUCAAUGAUUGUGGCUUACGGGCAGCACAAAGAGGGAUCAAAGGCGCUCUCUUUGUAUCAAGAAAUGGUUCGCAGGGAUUUUAGCGUUGACAUGUUUACUUUGGCAAGCGUAUUGACUGCCUUUACAAGCAUGGAGGAUUUGUUUGGUGGGCUUCAGUUUCACGCUCAAUUGAUCAGAAUGGGGUUCCACCAGAACCCUCAUGUGGCAAGUAGUUUGGUAGAUUUGUAUGCAAAAUGCAGAGGUAGUAUCUUGGACUGCAGAAAAGUAUUUGAGGAAAUUCCUGACCCCGACUUGGUCCUGUGGAAUACAAUGAUUUCUGCGUGUUCCCAGAAUGAGGAGUUCUAUGAAGAGGCAGUCGCUUGCUUCAAAGAGAUGCAAAUGUCUGGUCACCGUCCUGAUGAUUGCAGCUUUGUUUGUGUGCUUAGUGCUUGUUCUAACUUGGCAUCACCUUCACAAGGGAGGCAAAUUCACGCUUUGGUAGUUAAAGCUGAUAUACCAUCAAACCUAGUUGCGGUAGAUAAUGCCCUGAUAGCUAUGUAUUCCAAAUCUGGAAAUCUUCAAGAUGCAAGGAAGGUAUUCAAUCAGAUGCCGGAGCAUAACAGUGUCACUUUCAAUUCAAUUAUUGCUGGAUACGCUCAGCAUGGUUUAGGAAAGGAAUCGUUGUUACUUUUCGAACAGAUGCUUGAAAGUGAUACGGCUGCUUCUAGCAUAACUUUCAUAUCUGUUCUUUGUGCAUGCGCGCAUACAGGAGAAGUUGAAGAAGGGCAGAAAUAUUUCAAAAUGAUGACUCAGAAAUUUAGGAUAGAACCAGAGCCAGAACAUUAUUCAUGCAUGAUUGACCUUUUGGGUCGAGCAGGCCAGCUCAAGGAAGCAGAGAAACUGAUUGAGACCAUGCCACAUGAUCCUGGCAGCAUUGGUUGGGGAUCAUUGCUCAGAGCCUGUAGAACACAUGGUGACAUGGAGCUAGCAGAAAAAGCAGCUAAAAAGUGUCUUCAGCUGGACUCUUCAAAUGCAGUUCCAUAUGUCAUGCUUGCGCACAUGUAUGCCAGUGCUGGCAGAUGGGAAGAAGUUGCCAAAGCUAGAAAACUAAUGCGAGAUAAGCAACUAAAGAAGAAACCAGGGUGUAGUUGGAUUGAGUUGGACAAGAGGAUCCAUGUGUUUCUAGCAGACGAUAGUUCGCAUCCAAUGAUAAAUGAGAUAUAUGAUUUUUGGGAAGAGAUGUCAAAGAAGAUGAGGCAAGCAGGUUAUUGGCCGACUGUGAGGUGGAAAGGUGAAGAAACAGCUAGGCAGGGGUAUCACAGUGAGAAGCUAGCAGUUGGAUUUGCUUUAUUAACAACUAAAGAAGGUGAUCCAAUACUUGUUGUGAAAAACUUGAGGAUAUGCGAGGACUGUCACAAUGCAAUUAAAGUUAUCUCUACCAUAACUGGGAGAGAGAUUACUGUUAGGGAUUGUUACAGGUUUCACUUCUUCAAGGAUGGGCAAUGUUCAUGUGCCGACUUUUGGUGAUUACUUUUCUGUCAAGGAUGGAAGAGCUAGUGUUGUGAGGAGUUCAAGGAGAUUAAAUCUGCUACUAUUCUACUAAGCAAACAUUUACUUGGUGGAUUCCAUGUAUACAGUACACUGCAAAUCUUGCUAAAAUGACCCUAUGACAUGUUUUCCAAUGUCACCUCUCCAUUGAGUUCACAUUGGUGCUGGAUACUUCCGUAAGUUUAGAAGGCUCAAUUCUGGCAGUCCAUCCCCGAUGGUGAAGUUGCUAAAACUUUGUAAAUUCAGAAAGACUCUUUUCAUCUAUUGUAACUUGUUAUUGGCAUGCUAACAUUGGAAGUGAAGCGAAU